Halteromyces radiatus is the source of this 746-nucleotide messenger RNA. RefSeq lists its product as uncharacterized. The record is from RefSeq and is a predicted model, not a curated record. The coding region runs from base 94 to 537 and encodes 147 amino acids. The transcript has a single exon. Lineage: Eukaryota; Fungi; Mucoromycota; Mucoromycetes; Mucorales; Cunninghamellaceae.
UUGAAGCUUCUUCCCAUUUGGAUUUGUAUUCAUCACGUUCAUGUUGCAAAACUUGAAGCUUGUUUUCGAUUUCCACUUGUUGAUUUGAAUCUAAUGAUGAUAAAAAAUCCACAUUCUCAACACCAUGUUGCUGUUUUUGAUCAUUGUCAUUGGCCAUUUCAAGUAAAUUUGUCAAACGUAGGAUUUCAUUUUGUGCUUUUUCCAAAGAAGAUUGAAGAUCAGUUGCUUUUUCUUGGUGAGACAAAGUUGUUGUGUUGGCUUCAGAGAGUUGUUGUUUCAGCUUGUUAUGUUCUUGUUCCAAUAAAAGUUGCUUUUCCACAGAAUCAUGUAAUUGUUGAUGCAUGGACUUUAUUUCUUCAUGUUUAUUCAUCUCCAUCUCUUCAUAUUUCUCUUUUAGUCUUUUCAAUUCUUGUUGUAAUUGGAUGGAUGAUUCUUUUCCCUCGUCCAGAUCAAGUAGUGUCUUGCUUUGUUGCUGUUCAUCAUUCUUGUCGUUUGUUAUUCCUUGCCAAGAUGAUGUUUGGAUUCGUGGUGAUGUGAUUGAAGAUGCACGAGCUGAUUGUGGAGGAGGUGGAGAGGCAAGUGGCGAAGUUCGAGCUGAAGCAGGAGACGUAGGUGACGUGACUGAAUGGGCGCGAAGAGAAAGAGGUUGUGCUUGUGAAGUAGAGUCAAUAAUACUGGGUCUAGUUGGAGGGGUCAUAUCAAUUGAUAUACUGUCAGAUCUAAUAUAGAAAGAAUAAGGAGAAUAA